Messenger RNA from Ogataea haglerorum, 273 nucleotides. RefSeq lists its product as uncharacterized. The coding region runs from base 1 to 273 and encodes 90 amino acids. The record is from RefSeq and is a predicted model, not a curated record. The transcript has a single exon. Lineage: Eukaryota; Fungi; Ascomycota; Pichiomycetes; Pichiales; Pichiaceae. Gene Ontology annotation, biological process: attachment of spindle microtubules to kinetochore. Gene Ontology annotation, cellular component: DASH complex.
AUGUCCACCAGAGAAAGACAGAUACAGCACCUGAACCACCAGCUGGGCGAGCUCCAGCGCAACCUGCUGUACAUGAGCAAGCUGUGCGACAAGACAGCGACGCAGUUCCGCUCGAUCAAGAGCUUUGGCGAGCUGCAGGCGUCUGUGUUUAUGAGUUCCCACGCGGUGUUCCAGGUCUACAGCGAGAAAAAAGAAGCCAGACGACAGGAGCUGCUCAAGGAAAUGCAGGAGGACAGGAACGACGACGCGAUGGACGACGAAAGCGAGAAAUAA